Molecule: messenger RNA, 1360 nt
Organism: Rattus rattus (black rat)
Lineage: Eukaryota; Metazoa; Chordata; Mammalia; Rodentia; Muridae
Gene: C9H16orf89
Product: chromosome 9 C16orf89 homolog
Exons: 8
Coding region: 55-1182 (375 amino acids)
Cellular component (GO): membrane; cytosol
Source: RefSeq, a predicted model, not a curated record
UGGGAGAAUUCCUGGCACUUGAGUGUGUGACCGUCCACCGUCUGCCAGCCCAUCAUGGCGAGGAUCAGCCUGCUUCUACUCCUGCUGCUGUCCCUGCCAGAGCAGCUCUCCUCACUGCCAUGGCCAGACACUGCACAGGGCACCAUGGCCGGCUUGAUCCUGACUGCGUUAGAAAAAGCCACCUUAUUUCUGGAGGACAGGCUGCCUAAAAUCAACCUGGAUGGUGCAGUGGGGUUCCAAGUGCUGGAAGUGCAACUCCGAGGAGUCCAGGAAAAAUGGGCUCACAACCCCUUGCUGCAGCCACUCAGCUUGCGUGCUGGACAGCUAGCCAACACACUGUUUGCUCUCCUCCAAAACUCCAUCUUCUACCUCAAGCAGAGUGACCCCACAUACCUAAGAGAGUUCCAGCCAAGCCUUCAGCCUGGCUUUUGGAAGUUGCCCCAUGCCUGGACACGCACCAAUGCCUCCCUGGUCUACCCCUGGCUGGAGCCCCUGGACUCUUUCUCGGAGGAAAGCAGCGAUGCAUGCCUGGUACAACUGCUAGGAACCGGGACGGACAGCAGACAGCCUUGCAGGCUCUCCGACUUCUGCAGAACCCUUAUGACCAAGGCCGGCUGCUCAGGCUACAGCCUCUCCCAUCAGCUGCUCUUCUUCCUCUGGGCCAGAAUGCGAGGGUGCACGGAGGGACUGUUCCUCCAGAGUCAGCACUACAUGGACAUCUUCUGUGCGAAUAUGAUGGACCUGAACCGGAGAGCUGAGGCCAUGGGAUACGCCUACCCCACCCAAGACCUCUUCAUGGAAAACAUUAUGUUCUGUGGUAUGGCUGGCUUCUCUGACUUCUACAAGCUGCACUGGCUGGAGGCCAUUCUCAGCUGGCAGAACCCUCGGGUGGGAUGCUUCGGGAAGCCUGACACAAAGGGUGAACCCCCUGAAGUUCCGCAUCAGCAGGGCGUUCUGAGAAGAGUGCGAAGGCGGGAAAAACUGUUCGCAGAUGGUUGUUCUUGCCACAACACAGCCACCGCAGUCGCAGCCCUGGGUGGCUUUCUCUACAUCCUGGCAGAAUACCACCCGGACAAUGGAGAGCCAACUCCACCCACACGGUCACCAGCAAGCAACUAUCAAGAUGGUGCUGCCAGCCCUGAUGCCCAGAGGGUUGGCAGGCCCCUUGGCGUCUCUUCUUAAAUGCUGGAGUCAGGGGUCACAUGCCGAGGGGGUAUUUGAGGAAAGUGACCAUGUAUAACCCAUCACCACUUCUGGGUGUUUAAAAGUCUUGAGAGAGCAGGGCCAGGAGAAGCAGGGUUAGAGGGUGGGGUGGUCCAGAUGUCAGCAGAAUACAUAAAGCACAGUCAAUUGGAGCUGA